CACCCAGAGCGCCGCAGCGCGGAGGCGGAGCCGAGGAGAAGGAAGCGCAGGAGGCGGGGGAGAUGGUGGCGAUGGGCGUGGACGAGGACGAGGAGCGGCGGAUGGACGAGCGGCCCAUGCACCAGGGCUGCAUGGCGGGCUUCCUCCACCUCUUCGACCGCCCCCAGAUCCUCUCCGGCCGCAGGAUCCACGGCUCGCCGCGCCGCCUCUUGUCCUCGGGCUCCAGCGGGUCGGCGACGCCGUCGGAGCGCUCGAUGCCGCUGGACCGGGCGACGCCGGCGCCGUCGUCGCCGGACAUGACGCCGCCCGCCGCGCCGAGGCCGUCGCUGCAGCUGCCGCCGCUGGACCCCAAGGACGGCGGCGGGGCGGGCGGCUGGGCCGCGCCGUCGUGGCGGCUGCCGCGGCUCUCGCUCGACAGCCGCGCCGUGGUGGACGCCAGGGGAAAGCUCCGGCCGCGCGAGAUCCGGACGGCGCCCGCCCCCGGCGCGCCGCCGUCGCCGUCCGCGGGGGGAGGCGCGGGCGACGAGCGCCGGUCGCCCAGCGUCGUCGCGCGGCUAAUGGGCCUCGACGCGCUGCCGCACGGCCAGGCGGCCGCGGCGGCUGGGGACGGCGCCGCGAGCCCGGCCGCGCUGCGUCGGUCGGCCUCCGAGCGCGUGCCGCGGGAUCCGUCCCACUUCCGGUUCGUCGACCCUGCCUUCUUCGAGCGACCGGCGUCGCCGCUCCCGCCGCUGAUGGAGCGGUCGUCGCCGCCAGCGGCGCCGGCACCGGCCGCGGAGGCGGCGAUGCGGCGGGCGCCGGAUCCGGGGUGCCCGCGCGCGUUCCAGAGGCGCAGCCGCUUCGACGCGCACGAGGUGUUCCCGGAGCCCGCGAAGCGCGCCGACCCGGCGGCCGCCGGCUCACACGGCGAGAUCGCGCUCUACGGCGAGAUCGAGCGCCGCCUCCGCAAGCGCGGCAUCGCGGAGCCGGCGCGGGAUCUUGAGACGCUGAAGCAAAUCCUGGAGGCGCUGCAGCUCAAGGGCCUGCUCCACCACACCCCCACGCCGCCGCCGCCCGUCCGCACCGCUCCACCGCCGCCGCCCAUCGUCGUCAUGCGCCCGAACCACCGCGCGCAGCCGCAGGUGCAGCCGCCUGCACGGCUGACGCCCGCGCGGCGGCUCCGCGUCGACGUCGACCGCGCCCGCCGCCCACGGUCGCCCGACCCGUCAGCGUCCCCCGCACGGAGCCCGGCAUCCCCGGCUCGACGCGGCCCGCACUCGCCGCAGCGGCGCGUGUCGCCCGUGCAGUCCCCGAAGCAGCAGCAGCCGCCGCCGCCUUUCAGGAGGCCAAGCGGCUCUGACUCCGCCGGCGCCCGCGCCCGCAUUGGCCGCCGUGCGGCGCACAACGCCGCGUCAAUUUCUCCCGACGACGAGGCCUCCACCACCUUCUCCGACGGCGGCAGCAGCAGCUCCUUCAGCGCGUCCUCCCGCUGGGACUUGGAGCCGCAGCCGGACUCUCGGACGGACCGCGGCCUGCUGGAGCGGUGCGGGAAGCUCCUGAGUAGCAUCCAGGCGUUCACCGGCAGCGACGCGGCGGGGUCGGACCAGCAGCCGAGCCCGGUGUCCGUGCUCGACGCGGCGGCCUUCCUCGCCGACGAGGACUCGCCGUCGUCGUCGUCGGGGUCGAAACGUGCCAUCGACUUCAGCAGCAGCGUUGGUCGAGCGGGCCCAAAGCCGGCGGCCUCGACGGCGUCCGACCCAGAGGAUGACGAGUGGGCCCUAGGGACAUGGCCCGCGGGCCCCGAGGCGAGCGGCGACCCGGACUACGCGUACGUGGCGGAGCUGGUCCGCCUGUUCGGUGGCGCCCGCGGCAGGCUGCGGGACCCGGCCGACGUGUACAAGGCCGCGGAGCAGCGGCGCGGCCAGCGUGGCGGCGACCCCGGCGACACGUGGCACCACCGCAGGCUGCUGUGCGGCGCGGUGGGGGAGGCGCUGGAGCGGCAGCGCGCGGCGUGCCCCUGGGAGCCCGCGGCGUGGCUCCGCGGCGCCGAGCUCGUGGACUACGUCUGGGCCGAGGUCCGGCGCGCUGCCGAGCCCGCGCCGCGCCUGCCGGCGGGGGAGGAGGAGGCCGAGGACCUGAACGCCGUCACGUGCAGCGCGAUCCGGCGCGACAUGGCGGCGGACGAGGGGCGGUGGGCGGCGACGCAGCGGCGGGUGGUGUCCGGCGCGGAGGCGGCGGAGGCCGUGCUGCAGAUCGAGCGGAUGGUGUUCAGGGACCUGGUCGCCGACACCAUCCGCGAGCUCGCCGACGCGGACCGGCCCCUCCCGCGCCGGAAGCUGGUCUUCUGAUCAUACCGGCCAGAGUCGCCGGAGCCAGUCGUCAGCGAGGAUUAGAGGAGCGAAAAGGGAGAAAAUAAUUGGAUUUGACGCUUAGUAAUUUCUGUUUCUUGCUCUGCUGUUCUUCCUCCUCCUACUAGGUAUUAGAGAGCCAUGUAAAAUUAUUUAGUUAUUUACUGCUGUUUAGUGUUUACUCCUAGUCCUAGGCCAUGUUAAUUUACUGCUAAUUGGUGUGUUUCCAUGUAAUGACGGAGCAGUUUUUAACCACUCCACUCAAGGAUGCCAUUUCGUUCC
Messenger RNA from Panicum hallii, 2606 nucleotides. Its product is annotated as serine/arginine repetitive matrix protein 1. The coding region runs from base 63 to 2324 and encodes 753 amino acids. Gene Ontology annotation, biological process: regulation of monopolar cell growth. NCBI's taxonomy places the organism in Eukaryota, Viridiplantae, Streptophyta, Magnoliopsida, Poales, Poaceae. The transcript has 3 exons. The record is from RefSeq and is a predicted model, not a curated record.